UAUAAUAAUAAAUUUAAUGAUUUCUUCAAGAAUAGUUAUCCUCUUAGUUGUACUUGUAGUCACUAUCAAUGCUAUGAGAAUAAGACAAGAUUACGGUGAUAGAGCUGAAGCUGGAACCCCCUCUACCAUUACUGCUCAUAAUAAUGCCAACCAGGACUCUACCUCUAAUUCUAAUACCAAUGAACCAGGAUUCACAGAUGACCAGUGGGGAACUACUCCUCAACAGGUUGACAAUGGUGUAAACGGAGAUGAAGGUGACUCUCCUCUCUAUGGAAAUAACUUCGAUACUCAAUUAAUCACUACUGAUGGAUCUUCUGUGGCUAAUGCAGCUUACAAUGAAGUAGGCAUGGAACUAAUGGGAGAACAAGGAGAUCUUGAAAGCAGAGCUGAUCCUGCCCCAAGUUCUUAAGUAUUUCUCAUAAUUCAAAGGUUUAUUAAUC
Messenger RNA from Moneuplotes crassus, 440 nucleotides. Lineage: Eukaryota; Ciliophora; Spirotrichea; Euplotida; Euplotidae. The record is from the annotation of a GenBank genome assembly.